UUUGUGUUAUUAUUAUUUAAUAUUACUGUGUCCAAAUAUUUUUGAUCAACAAAGUUUCAGGGUUAUUAAGAAAGAUCCCGCCUCCAGCAUUAUCAUCAUCAUCAUCUCGCUCUCUCUCUCUCUCUCUCUCUCGCGGGUGCGGUGCCAUCAUAAAAACUUGUGCGCACCAACAUCAGUAACGCUUUAAAAUCCUGAAGCUCCGUGGAGAUUUGCUGCCAUUACAUGGAAGAAACACACCGUCUUCACGUCUGCAGUGCGUUUGUUUCUUCUUCUUCUUCUUCUUCUUCUUCUUCUUGUUUUUUGUGAAAUGGGUUUGUCUUUAUUGCUCAUAUAAAAUCAUCAUCAAAGUCUCAUUACAGAGAUCAUUCCAGUCUUUUGCGCGCGAAUCCCGUGACUCUGGCGCGUUUCCUUUGUAAAUUUACGCGGUGCGUCCUUAAUAUCAGUAUGACACUUCUGUGGCUCUGAGAAAUGUUUUUGGUUUUUUACCUUUUGCACUUAAAUGCAUUUGAUCGCAAAUACAGACUGUGUCUAAGGAGGACACGACUGGAUUACAUGUCUCUAAAAAUGAAUUUUCUCGGAGUGAGGAAGACGCGCGUGGACAGGCGAUGAUAAAGGCGUGAUGAGUUUCAUUCUGUGGCAUAUAUUUUAUGUAGUUUUAAACACGUCCCUGGAUAUGUAAAAAUUUUCUUCUUUUUCUUCUUUUUCUCCUUUUCUUCUAUUUCGUUGUGAUUGAAACCUGAGAAGAAACUCUGCAGACUUUAACGCGUGAUCGGACUGCGUUUUCUUGCACAGACUGAGCCGCGUGUGGUGAUGAACGCACAGCCUUCAUCCUGAUCUAAUGAGAAAGCUCUGCGUGAAGAUCCUGCGAAGACAAUUUGAUGUGCUUCGAAACACAUUUUUGUUUGAAGAUACACACCAACCUUGAUGUCAGGAGGAUGCAUUCGGAUAGUAGACACCACCUGUGACACUUUUAUUCAGUGAAAUGCAUUUGUUAUUGCAAAAGAAAACCAGAAGCGAUGUGAUUGUGGGCAUGAGAGGUAUCAGGAAGCUUUUUUUUAUAGUGUUUAUUUUAUAGAAAUACAUUUUACUGUGAGUGUGAUUUGUUUAGGAGGAUUUUUGUUGUAUGGAAGAUGUUCAGAGAGCGCAUUAUGACUGAAGAGGAUGUGGAACUUUCCGGUGCGUAUCUGAAUGGGAACUCUGGCGCUUUCUCUUUCAUAGGUUAAUAAAACACUUUUGUUUGGCAAAAGUCGGACGGCGAUGUGUGAGCAGGAGGUUUGGGGUGUUUGCGCACGGACUCGGGGACAGUUUAAGAUGCGGUGCAUUGUUCUGUUCUCUGUGGGAACAUGAUGGCAUGUCGAGGCUCGUGCUGCUGUUUGGGUCUGGGCUCUGCAAGCGAGGACACGGCGCGCUUCGCCAUGCUGGCGCUCCUCAUCCUGUUUUACCUGGUGUGCGGCGCCGCCGUGUUCUCCGCGCUCGAGCGGCCGGAGGAGGAGCAGGCCAAGGGCCGCUGGGCGCGCAGCUUCGACCUCUUCAGCCGCAAGCACAACGUCAGCCGCAAGGAGCUCGAGGGGUUCCUCAGAGCCUACGAAGAGGCCACCGGGGCUGGCAUCCGUGUGGACCGACCCAGGGCUCGCUGGGAUUUCCAAGGAGCUUUCUACUUUGUGGGUACUGUUGUGUCCACUAUCGGGUUUGGGAUGACCACGCCGGCCACGGUGGGUGGAAAAAUCUUCCUGAUUUUUUACGGACUGAUCGGCUGUGCUGCCACCAUCCUGUUUUUCAACCUGUUUUUGGAGAGAAUUAUAACCGUGCUUGCAUUUGUGCUGAAGUCAUGCCACGAAGCCCAACAUCGGAGGAAAGGCGUACUGCCUCACGACAGCAGGCAUGAGGCGGGCCACGCGAGGCAGCACGGCGAGGACAGUCUGGCAGGAUGGAAGCCGUCUGUGUACUGCGUGAUGCUCAUUCUCUGCGUGGCAGCCGUCAUUAUAUCGUGCUGCGCCUCUGCAAUGUAUUCCUCGAUGGAGGGCUGGGGUUAUCUGGACUCUCUGUACUUCUGCUUCGUAGCGUUCAGCACUAUAGGAUUCGGGGACAUGGUGAGCGGCCAGCGCGCUGCCUACGACAACCAGACUCUCUACAGCCUGGGCAACUUUAUCUUCAUCCUCAUGGGGGCUUGUUGCAUCUACUCACUCUUCAAUGUCAUAUCCAUCGUCAUCAAGCAGGUUCUCAACUGGCUUCUGAAGAAGCUCGAGAUACCAUGCCGCCACUGCCCGGGAAGGAACCUGCGUCCGGGAAGGAACGCUAUAAUGCCCGGCCACUUCCGUACCAGAGUCCGGAACAUCUCCAUAGACACGGACGCCGUUAAUGAGAGCGAAACGGACGGCCGCAGGAUGUCUGGGGAGAUGAUCUCCAUGAGAGACUUUCUGGCUGCUAAUAAGGUCAACUUGGCCAUCAUGCAGAAACAGCUGUCCGAGACGGCCAACGGAUACCCUCGACCGCCCGGCUCCGUCAACCGGCACGAUGAAUUCUCUGGAGGAGUCGGAGCUCUGGGAAUCAUGAACAACAGACUAGCUGAGACAAGUGUAGACAGAUAAAUCUCCACAAAACAACCCAAAGAAGUCUAAGGCCAUCCAUCCUGUACCCAUUUGCUCAGCUCUGUAUCUACAAGUAUACUGCUGCUUCUAUCUUGCUCUCUAUGUCUCCUAAAGUGGUACAUAAGCUCAGGAGUGCUUUAGAAGAUAUCUCUAAACUUGAUGAACUCUUUGCUGAAUCAGAAAGUUGUUUAGAUAUAAAAAUCGCGUCUUCUCUGUAAAGUAGGCUACAUGAUAUUUUUGGAGUCUAGUUCAGCUAAUUUAUCCAGAUGAAGCUAUUUUAAUAUCAGAGUGCAUGCUUUGCUGAAACUUGGAUCUCAAAUGGUGUACUCUGCAUACUUAAGGUUAGAUUAGUGUGCUUGCCGUCAGAUGUGGAAGUACCUGAAAAUCAAGUGUACAAUGUUUUUGCGCUUGGUAAGCAAGACCAAGAAGGGGAGUAGACAGAGAACACUAAUAUCAAUAAAGUUUGUAUGCAAUUCAGGAGCAAAAUUCAAACCAUAUAAAUUCAGAAAGAGUUCUAGAAACAUUAUUGUAGUUAAUAGCACAGGUAAGCCAGGUCAGAACCAGAAAGUCCAAAAACUCAGAAAACAAGUGUUCUCGGUGGCAAUUCAUUAACUGACCAUUUUUGGAGAGAAUAAAGAAGAAUUUUUAGGGAUAUGUUAACUCUUUUUUUUGUUCUUGUGUAUUGGAAUGCCAUUAAAAGAUGACGUCUGGCAAAAACACCGUGACCUAACACACACACACACAUGAUUUCAAGAUAAAGCUUUGUAAUGAAAUGAAACAUGGACAAUGUAAUCAUGAACUAACAAAAAACAGGUGGACAUAAUCAGGUAACAAGCCAGUGACAGGACAGGAGCAGAGAAAGGACUAGAGCGGAAACAAAAACCCAGUGCAUGUCGCAGUGGGAAUCUGGGUAUGUUGGAGUAUAAAUCUGUGGCAGUUUUCUGUGUAGAACAGUUUUCAGUAUAUCUACACAAAUCAGUACCACGUCCUCAGCACUUCAGUGUACGGAGAACGGUACACCAUUUGAGACACAGCUCUUUACAGCUGAUUUAUUUGAAAUCAAUAAUCUGCAAUUAUUCCUCCUGCCUCCAGUACAGCUGCUGCGGUUACAGACAAGUUCUCAUCGAUUUCUCACAGAGUUCAUCUACAUACACACGUUAAAAAUUAAAUGAUAACACAGUUAGAAAAGGUGAUCUUAGGAAAUCAUGCUGUUUACUUUUUCCAUUAAAAUAUUCUGCAAUUAAUAUAUAAACAUCUAAUAAAAUAUAAGAAACUUUACAGGAAAAUGUGCCACAUAGUUGAUACUGAAGCAACUGCUAGCUAGACUCUUCCUCGCUGCUCAUGUGGAACUCUUGUUUUAUUUUCAUGCUUUAAAAUGAUUUUAGGUUUUUUAAAGGUACAUUUUGUAGCUGAAACACACGCAUACGGACGCUACACUCUCAGACAUAAAGGACCAAACAGUAUUUUACUCUUUUAGCUUAAUCAUGGAUGGAUGGGUGGAUAGAUGGAUCACAUGGACGGAUGGA
Molecule: messenger RNA, 4114 nt
Organism: Hemibagrus wyckioides
Lineage: Eukaryota; Metazoa; Chordata; Actinopteri; Siluriformes; Bagridae
Gene: kcnk13a
Product: potassium channel, subfamily K, member 13a
Exons: 2
Coding region: 1344-2588 (414 amino acids)
Biological process (GO): stabilization of membrane potential; potassium ion transmembrane transport
Cellular component (GO): membrane
Molecular function (GO): potassium ion leak channel activity
Source: RefSeq, a predicted model, not a curated record